UUGUAGAAAAAAAAUUGUGUUUAAAAAUAUGUUUGAGACCGUCAAUUUUAUUUUCUUCGGAUAUUUAGUCAUUGUUGGUUCGUACAAAAUAGUUGAAGGAACUUCACUUACAGCAGAAACUGAUGGAGGGAAAAAUAUUUCGGAAAUUUGCACAACAAGUGAAUGUCAAGAAUUAUCAAAUUACAUCAUCAACAGUAUAAAUAAAACGGCAGAUCCUUGCAACGAUUUUUAUAAUUAUGCUUGUGGUUCAUAUCCCACCAAUUAUCCUGUUCCUGAAGGAGAAAUAAUUUGGAAUCACAGUCGAAAUAUGACAAAAAAUAUUCAGUACGAAUUAAUAAAAAUUUUACAAGAAGCACCAAAACCUGAGGACAGUGUUCCAUUAUCUGUAGAAAAGAAAUUGUUCAAAGCCUGUAUACACGAAGAUAGAAUUGAACGAAAUAGUAUAGAAGGACUCUCGAAAGUUAUAGAAGGUUUGGGUGGUUGGCCAAUGCUUAUGGAAGAAAAUAAGUGGAAGGAAGAAGAUUUUCCUUGGCAGAAAGUUAUGCAAGGAUACAUUCAGCAAAAUAUUCAAACUCCUUUGUUUUCAAUUGGUUAUUCUCCAGAUCCAAAAAAUUACAGUAUAAAAGUUAUAAGCUUAAAAAAGGGAAUAGGUAGCGACGUUUUGAAAGAUAUCUUCUCUCAAGUAUAUAAGAAAAAGAUUCCUUUAAUAGUCAUGAUAGAUAGGAUUGACUUUCCAUCACCAUGGCUUUAUAGAGUAUAUACUCAAAAUUUCUUUAAUCUUUCAAAUCUUUUCAAGAAAUCUCACCGAUUGCUAAAGCUUACGAUAGUAAUUGAAAAGAUCCAAGCCUUUUAUAGUAAAAAAGGAACAGAUAAAAUGACUAUUAAAGAAUUCCAAAAUUAUUAUAAUCGUAAUAAUUCAACGAAAAAUACGUCAGAGUUAUUAAAUAGGAAACAGAGGGGAAGCAAAAGUGACCACUUUAUGAAGAAUCACCCAUAUAGAAUUUUCUUCGGAUAUUUAGUCAUUGUUGGUUCGUACAAAAUAGUUGAAGGAAAAUCACUUGCAACCGAAACUAAUGGAGAGAAAAAUAUUUCGGAAGUUUGCACAACCAGUGAAUGUCAAGAUUUAUCAAAUUUAUUCAUAAACAGUUUAAAUAAAACGGCAGAUCCAUGCAACGAUUUUUAUAAUUAUGCUUGUGGUUCAUAUCCCACCAAUUAUCCUGUUCCUGAAGGAGAAAUAGUUUGGAAUCACAGACAAAAUAUGACAAAAAAUAUUCAGUACGAAUUGAUAAAAAUUUUACAAGAAGAACCAAAACCUGAGGACAGUGUUCCACUAUCUGUAGAAAAGAAAUUGUUCAAAGCCUGUGUAGACGAAGAUAGAAUUGAACAAAAUAGUAUAGAAGGACUCUCGAAGAUUAUAGAAGGUUUGGGUGGUUGGCCAAUGCUUAUGGAAGAAAAUAAGUGGAAGGAAGCAGAUUUUCCUUGGCAGAAAGUUAUGCAAGGAUAUAUCCAGUACAAUGUUGCAACUCCUUUGUUUUCAAUUGAUUAUACUCCAGAUCCAAAAAAUUACAGUAUCAAUGUUAUAAGCUUAAAACAUGGAAUAGGUAGCGACGUUUUGAAAGAUAUUUACUCUCAAGUAGAUAAAGGAGAGAUUCGUUCAGAAGACAUGAUACAUAGGAUUGAUUUUCUAUCACCAUGGCUUUAUAGAAUAUAUACUCAAAAUUUCUUUAAUUUUUCAAAUCUUUUCAAGAAAUAUCACCGAUUGCUAAAGCUUACGAUAGUAAUUGAAAAGAUAGAAGCCUUUUAUAGUGAAGAAGGAAAAGAGAAAAAGACUAUUAGAGAAUUUCAAAAUUAUUAUAAUCGUAAUAAUUCAACGAAAAAUACGUCAGAGAUAAACUGGCUCGAAAUGAUUAGAGCGUAUACAAAAGACUCUAAAUUAAAUAUUGAUGAUUCUGAGGAAAUUUUAAUCAUAGGGGAUAAAUCGUAUUUUGAUACGUUAUUUAAACUUUUAGAGAAAACAUCUCACUAUAGAAUAGUUAAUUACUUACAUUGGAAUUUUAUGACAAGCCAGUUUGUGAAUUUAAAAAGGUACAAUAGAGAAUACAUAAAGAAGUUAAAAAAACGCAACACUGGAAUUUCAGUUGACCAUAAAAACAGACCCGAGGAAUGCGUAGAACAACAAUGGCUUAAAUAUGGAGUUUCAAAGGAGUAUUUGAAACGAAAUUUUCCUAAUAGUUUUUCUGAAUAUUGUAAAGAAGUAGUUGAAGAGAUUCGCAAUGAAAUUGAUAGUGGAAUAUUAAGAGCAAAUUGGAUGGACGCCACAGCAAAAUUAUCGACUAGAGAAAAAUUAAGAGCUACUAAAGUGCAAAUUGGUUAUCCUGAAUAUUUUGACGACGAGAAAGAAUUUAAUCAGCUCUAUGACGGUCUCGAAGUCGGCCUGGAUCAUUUUGAUAAUGUGAUGAAAAUUAAGGAAUUCGAGAGACUUCAAAAAUUGAAUGAAUUAAGAGAACCAUAUAAAGGAAAUGAAUGGUCUUUUAUGAAUCCUCUGAUGCUUAAUGCUGUAUACCAUCCUUAUCACAACAGAAUAACCGUUCCAGCUGCAAAAUUAUUGCCCAAGAGUGAUAAUAUGCAACUAAUGUUAUUGUAUUAUGCUGCUUCUGGACAUACUAUUGGACACGAAUUUUCUCAUGCUUUUACUACUGGAGGACGCAAGUUUUACAAGCAAGAAAACUUUGCUCCUUUGUGGUCUGAUAGUGUUGAGAAAAAUUUCACGACAAUAGCUGAUUGUUAUAUAAAACAAUAUAAUGAUUAUGGGAUAAAUGGUGAAUUGACACUGGCUGAAAAUAUGGCCGAUAGCUUAGGCCUCAGUGUUGCUUAUUCGGCAUUUCUCAAAAAAGCAGAAAGAUAUACAGAUUUAAAAUUACCAAAUUUGGAAAAUGUUACUCGAAAUCAAUUGUUUUUCUUGAAAUUCGCCAAUCGUUAUUGUGAAACAAAAACUAAAAUUUUCGAAGAAAAACUCAAAUAUUUGAAUCAUGCCAAAGCGUCUGUGAGAAUUAAUGGAGCCGUUGCUAAUGUUAAAGGAUUUGCUGAAGCUUUUCAAUGUUCCGAAAAUAGUCCUAUGAAUCCUACAAACAGGUGUAUUUUGUGGGAAUAAUUAUUUAUUUAUUUGAAGAGAUAAGCAGAAGUAAAGGAUAAAAAUUUGUUUCCCAGUUCCAUGUAUAAUUAAUAGUAAUAAUAUAAUAAUAGUUUCAUAAUGAAUUAUUAUAUGAAACAAUAAUUGUAAUUAAUACUAUUCCAAUAAAUGUGGUACUUA
Leptopilina heterotoma is the source of this 3310-nucleotide messenger RNA. RefSeq names its product endothelin-converting enzyme 1-like. Gene Ontology annotation, cellular component: plasma membrane. Gene Ontology annotation, molecular function: metalloendopeptidase activity. The record is from RefSeq and is a predicted model, not a curated record. NCBI's taxonomy places the organism in Eukaryota, Metazoa, Arthropoda, Insecta, Hymenoptera, Figitidae. Bases 29 to 3151 code for a protein of 1040 amino acids. The transcript is spliced from 25 exons. Gene Ontology annotation, biological process: protein processing.